Messenger RNA from Oncorhynchus gorbuscha (pink salmon), 1453 nucleotides. Its product is annotated as periaxin-like. The transcript has 2 exons. Lineage: Eukaryota; Metazoa; Chordata; Actinopteri; Salmoniformes; Salmonidae. The coding region runs from base 902 to 1237 and encodes 111 amino acids. The record is from RefSeq and is a predicted model, not a curated record.
UAUAUAUAGCUCUAUCUAUAUAUCUGUAUGUAUUGUUUUCUGUACCUUACUAUAUUGUACAUAUGCAGAUGAUGUGAACAGUGUCUUUAUUGUUUGAUUUAUGGGUGUCUUUACGUUCUACCUCUCCAGUCCCCCUUCCUUCUGUCAAUCAAUAUUGUUGUUGAUUUUAUGUUUAUUAUUGUUAUUAUUCUAUUGUUGUUGUGGAAACAUUCCAGUGAAGGAAUUCCUGUUUAUUUUAAUGUAAAAAUGAUAUAAUUUGAAUGCAGGAAGCAGAAAGGGUUGAACUUUAUACUCUUAACUGUAUACAAGUGGGACCGAUAAUGUUUUCGCUCUGUGCUCUCGUCAUUUAUGACCAAAUACAUGUUUACUACUAUGCCACCAGGAAUUCGUUUCUGAAGAAAAUAGAAUAAACAAUGUGAUUAUCAUUAUAAAUGAAUGUGAUUAUCAUUAUAAAUCAAUGUUAUUAUCAUUGUAACUUAAUGUGAUUAUCAUUAUAAAUUAAUGUGAUUAUCAUUGUAAAUUAAUGUGAUUAUCAUUAUAAAUCAAUGUUAUUAUCAUUGUAAAUUAAUGUUAUUAUCAUUAUAAAUUAAUGUGAUUAUCAUUAUAAAUUAAUGUGAUUAUCAUUAUAAAUUAAUGUGAUUAUCAUUAUAAAUCAAUGUUAUUAUCAUUGUAAAUUAAUGUGAUUAUCAUUAUAAAUCAAUGUUAUUAUCAUUGUAAAUUAAUGUGAUUAUCAUUAUAAAUUAAUGUGAUUAUCAUUAUAAAUUAAUGUGAAAACAAACAUAUAUUUUUUUUAAAUUAUUAUUAUUUUUUUUUUAAACUUACAGCAAUGGAGAAAUGUAGCCUAAAAAAUUAUACUUGAAUCUAUUUAGUAAAUAGUAAAUUUAGUGAAUCUAAUUCUUAAAUGCAUUACUGUACUAGUCGGGAAAAAGACUUGUUGUCUUUUGUGGCAGAGCCCGAGGUGGCAGAGCCCGAGGUGGCAGAGCCCGAGGUGACAGAGCCCGAGGUGGCAGAGCCCGAGGUGGCAGAGCCCAAGGUGACAGAGCCCGAGGUGACAGAGCCCAAGGUGGCAGAGCCCGAGGUGACAGAGCCCAAGGUGGCAGAGCCCGAGGUGACAGUGCCCAAGGUGACAGAGCCCAAGGUGACAGUGCCCAAGGUGGCAGAGCCCAAGGUGGCAGAGCCCAAGGUGGCAGAGCCCAAGGUGGCAGUAGUAACAACCAUCUCUGGAGCUAUGUCUUAAAGUGUGAGAGCCGGCCUGGUUCGGUCCUAUUCUGUAGAGGGGAGGUAGCUAGGGAAGUCCUCUAUAGGAGACCUAGGACCACCCUGCCAUGACCAGAGAGACAGAGCCUGCAUCCCAAAUGGCACCCUAUUCCCUAUAUAGUGCACUCGUCCCCAUAGGCCCUAGUCAAAAGUAGUGCACUCGUCCCCAUAGGCCCUAGUCAAAAGUAGUGCACUC